Messenger RNA from Drosophila obscura, 1795 nucleotides. Its product is annotated as phosphatidylinositol 4,5-bisphosphate 5-phosphatase A. Gene Ontology annotation, molecular function: phosphatidylinositol-4,5-bisphosphate 5-phosphatase activity. Gene Ontology annotation, biological process: phosphatidylinositol dephosphorylation. The transcript has 2 exons. Bases 283 to 1347 code for a protein of 354 amino acids. Gene Ontology annotation, cellular component: plasma membrane; cytoplasm; ruffle. The record is from RefSeq and is a predicted model, not a curated record. NCBI's taxonomy places the organism in Eukaryota, Metazoa, Arthropoda, Insecta, Diptera, Drosophilidae.
UCCCCAAACAAAAACAAAACAAAAUAAAAACGACUGUGGACGCGCUAAUCCGCGCUUCUAAAAAUUAUAUAAUUACAGCAAACGGGUUGCGGGAUUUUUAAAUCCAAUUAAUAGUUUAAAAUUGUGUUUGUGUCAUUAAAUGCUGAGAAGUGUGCGUCAAAGCUGCAGUCCAAGUGGCCCUGGAUGUGCUGUCAAAUCCAAAACCGGAUCUCCGUGAGCUCACCUUUGUGACGUCGUCUAUUGUCGUAGUGUUGUAUUUAUCAUAGUUAAUUAGUCGCGAAAAUGGUUACGACAACUGCGAUCGCCGAUCUGUGCAUAUUCCUGCUAACCUGGAAUGUUGGCACACAUUCGCCCAGGGAUUUGUCGCUGACAUCGCUGCUGGCCUUGAAUGGAACCACCAACUGUCCGGGCAACCAGCUGCCCGACAUUUACGUCAUAGGUAUGCAGGAGGUCAGCACCAAGCAGGUGCUGAACAUCUUCCAGGACGACCCGUGGGUGAUGAAAAUAGCCAGCCAUCUGCACGAUCACAAGUACGUGAAGGUGGACUCCAAGCAGCUGCAGGGAAUACUGAUAACGAUGUUCGCCCAACACAAACACAUUCCCCACAUGAAGAACAUCGAAACGGAGGCGACCAGAACUGGCCUGGGGGGCCUGUGGGGUAACAAGGGUGCAGUAAGCAUCCGCCUCAGUCUGUAUGGGACUGGAGCCGUCUUCGUGUGCUCUCAUUUGGCGGCCCACGACGACAAGCUGAAGGAACGCAUCGAAGACUACCACCAGAUAGUGGACAACCACAAGUACGAGGCCUCGGGCUAUCGUCGCAUCUUUGACCACGACUUUGUCUUCUGGUUUGGAGACCUCAACUUCCGACUCUCUGGCGAGACCAGCGCAUGGGACGUGCGGACCGCAGCGGAAGGUAUGCGCUAUGAGGAGUUGCUCAAAGAGGACCAGCUAAACCUGCUGAGGGAGUCGGGGAAUGCCUUUAGCUUGCUGGAGGAGCAGGCACCCAACUUUGCACCCACUUUUAAGUUCAUCGAGGGCACUAAUGACUACGACCUGAAGCGACGCCCUGCCUGGUGUGAUAGGAUCCUGCAUCGCGUGCAGCGCAAUAUUUAUCCGGCCGUUACCCUGAGCGCCACCCAGCUGUCUUAUCAGUCGAAUAUGGAGUAUACCCUCUCCGACCACAAGCCCGUAUCUGCGACAUUCAAUUACAAAGUGGAGACGGCUAAUCAGACCGACGAGGAGCUGCAUGAAAUGACCCAUGCCGGCGCCGCUACACCCGGCACGCCAAAUGUUAGUUUAACCUUCGCCUUUAUCGUGCUUGUAGCCUUGCCUUAUACUCAACUCUGAUUUCGCUUCUUUUUGUAGUUGUUUAAUGCCCAGCUAGAGCAAUGGUGAUGCAACCAUGACGUCAAUUAAUUGUUAAAUCACUUGUUAAAGCUUUCUAGAUCAAAUCUAAGCAAUAGACAUAAUUAAUUGUAAUUUCCUUACAGAAGAAAUCUGUGAAACGAAUACGAUAUUAAGAGUACAAUGUAAAGGAAUCUCAUUACGCCUUAGAAUCAAUCAAGCAAUCUACUCAAGUGUCAAUCCUCGAAGUGCAAAGAUAUCUACAUACAUAUAUACUAUCUAUCGAAAUAACAUUUACAUAAUUCUAAAGACUAACCUGCUGCAUAUCGAACAUUGAUUCAAGUUGUAUUAGACAACGGUAUUUUUCUACAUAUGUACGAGUAUAUAAAUUUUAAAUCGAAAUAAAGACUUGUUUUUAACUGGCAAUCGAAUUGACUCAUCUCUCAGAUCU